Acanthochromis polyacanthus (spiny chromis) is the source of this 2913-nucleotide messenger RNA. RefSeq names its product endosome-lysosome associated apoptosis and autophagy regulator 1 (gene elapor1). Gene Ontology annotation, biological process: autophagosome assembly; positive regulation of vacuole organization. Gene Ontology annotation, cellular component: lysosome; extracellular exosome; late endosome. NCBI's taxonomy places the organism in Eukaryota, Metazoa, Chordata, Actinopteri, Pomacentridae. The record is from RefSeq and is a predicted model, not a curated record.
AGUGUCAGUCUACAAACUCUGAGAGUCGAUGGAUGAAGAUCUCAGACAACAACUGGAGUCAGCACAGGGUAGAGCUGAACAAAGGCAACAACGUGCUGUACUGGCGAACCACGACAUAUGCUCUGCGGGGAAGCGAGGUCAAACCUGUGCUGUUAAGAAACAUUCAGAUCUCAGGGGUGGCCUACACGUCAGAGUGUUUCCACUGUAAACGCACCCACAGCGCUGAACAAGGCUCUGCCCACUGCUCCAUGCCUGCUGAUACCUUCUCCAACAAGGGCGCCACUGUUUGCCAUGAGUGUGAAAAAGACAAAUAUGCAGAGGCUGGUUCAGGAAGCUGCAAACCAAGACCUGCUUGUACAAACAGCGACUACUUCUACACCCACACUCCCUGCGACUCUGAGGGAAAGACUCAGCUCAUGUACAAGUGGAUUGAGCCCAAGAUCUGCAGCGAGACAGUUGAAGGAGCCGUGAAGCUUCCUGCGUCAGGGGAGAAGCAAACCUGUCCGCCAUGUAACCCGGGUUUCUUUGUCUCAAACUCCACCUGUGAGCCCUGCACCAAUGGUUCCUUCUCAAACGGAACAGUUUGUACUAAGUGUCCUGUUGGUACGGAGCCGGUGGUGGGAUUCGAGUACAAGUGGUGGAACAACAUGCCGACCAACAUGAAGAGCUCCAUGUUCCAUCAAAAGUUCAGCGACUCCGAUCGUAAUACAGCCUGGGAGGUGGCUGGAGAAUACAUCUACACAACCCCGGAUCAGGACACCGACUUCCUGAUGCUCACACUCAGUGUCCCUGGAUACAGACUGCCUCAGUCAGCGGUGAAAGACAGUGAAAGGAGUGAAUUGUCCCGCAUCACCUUCGUCUUUGAGACCAAGUGUUCAGCUGACUGCAGAUUAUACUUCUUGGCGGGUUACAAUCAGUGGAACAACGAUGUAGUGGAGCAUUGGACGGGCAGCAACAGAAAACAAUCCUACUCCUACGUGAUCCAGAGCAACAACACUGUCGGCUUCACCUGGACUUUUCAACGAACGCAGGAGUUAAACGUGGAGAAGAAGUUCAGCGCUGAUGUUGCAAAGAUCUACUCCAUCUCAAUCACCAAUGUGAUCAGAGGUGUGGCCUCGCAGUGUCGCCGCUGCCCCCUGAUGUCCGUUAAGGCCGGUUCCGCCUGUGUUCCGUGUCCACCGGGUCACUACAUGGUCAACGGGUCGGGAGAGUGUCAGAGCUGCCCGCCGAACACCUUCAUCAGGGCGGAUCAGCCGGUCGGAAAGGCUGCAUGUAUUCAGUGUGGACCGAACACAAAGACUAACAAGGCCCACACGGCUUGUCUCAACGACUGUACGUUAGCAGUGCAGACGAGUGGAGGAUCCCUGCAGCGCUACGACUUCUCUCCUCUGGCCAACGUCACUGGCUUCCACAGCAGCCCGCGGUUCACCAUCAAAGGCCUGAGAUACUUCCAGCGCUUCAACGUGGGUCUGUGUGGGACAGAGAGCAGAAUCCCGGCUUCCUGCGUGGACAACGUCACCCAGAGUGGGAGGGAGGUCAGAGGUUACGUCUGCCAGUCCACAGUGGUUCCCUCUGACAUCAGGAGUCAGAGCGUCGUGUCCUCCCAGCCUUUCCUCAUCGGUGACUCACUCAUCGGUGUGACCACUAAGACGACCCUGGGUUCCGUCUCUUCUCCAGACUCGUUGUUCCCUGCAGCAUCCGGCCUGCCAGACGUUAUAUUCUACUACAAGUCCAGUGAUACGACUCAGGCUUGUAAAAAAGGCAGAUCAGCCACCAUCAGACUGAGAUGUAAUCCGUCAGUGACUGCUAAAGACCACAUCACACUGCCAAGUAACUGUUCAGAGGGGACGUGUGAUGGUUGCACUUUCCACUUUCUGUGGCAGAGCCAGCAUGCGUGUCCACUCUGCACCAGAAACCACUACAGAGAGAUUGUCAGCGCUUGUAUCCAGGGAAUACAGAGAACCACCUAUGUGUGGCAGCAGCCCCUGCAGUGUUACGGAGGAGAAUCGCUGCCAGCACAAAAAGUCAGCACUUGUGUGACUCUGGAUUUCUGGCUCAAGUUUGGUGUUUCCACAGGAAUCGUCGCUGCUGUGCUUCUCAUCAGUAUCAGCUGUUAUUUCUGGAAAAAGACACGCAAGCUCCAGUAUAAGUACUCCAAGCUGAUGAUGAGCUCUGGGGGUAAAGAGUGUGAGCUGCCUGCUGUGGACAGCUGUGCAAUAAUGGAGGGAGAGGAUGCAGAGGAUGAUCUCAUGGACCUCACCAAGAAAUCCUUCUUCACCAAAAUUAAGUCUUUCUCACGAGAGAGGACAUCAGAUGGAUUUGACUCGGUCCCACUUAAAUCAUCGUCUUCAUGGCAGCUACAAGAGGAGGAAGACACUGAUGAGGCUUAAAUCAAAGGAUGAGCGAAUCCUUCUGUCAAAACAGAGGAAUGCUCAGGUUUUUUUUACAUCAGUGCAGCUCUGACAGCUAAACGGUAUUUCAUUUAUUACUAAAGAUAUGUCUCACUGAUGGAGGUCUUAGGAUCAUGAAAAAUGUGGUGGUAAUGAUUUGCCGAAUGUUACGCUGAAAACCUGAUAUUAAAAUACAAUAGCAGUCUCCAUAUUGGGGAAAAUACUGUAUUUUCAAAGCCCACGAUGUUUUUUAAAAAGAUCUGGGACAUAAACUGGAUCAAGUUACACUUUUUUGUGAAUGCGUCAAGCAUAGCCGUGAGUGUGUAUAUCUUUUGGGUCUUUUCUAUUUGUUUUUUUAGGGUACCUUUUUAAAAAAUAAAAAAUAAAUUAGAGCAGCCAUUUAGUUUCUUUUAAUAUUUUACAGUAUGUGAAUUUUAUUGCCAAAGCUGUUUUCUGUCAUUAAGAUAUGAUUGUGCUUUACUGUGAAGAUAUUUUCUAAAUUAAAUAAACAACAAAAUGUUCA